UCCCCUCAGGCACCAGUGGACCUGGCGGUGUGGCUCAUCUCUCUGCUAAGGCUCAGCACCACUCUGCAUGUGUUGAGAAGGUACAGGGACACCUGAUCAGACAGGGAGCUGGCAAGAAUGACAGGGAGAGGUGAGCGCAAGGCGGGGGACGAGAGUCCAGUGGAGGGUGGACUCCAUGGUGACCGGCGUCCAUCGGCAGGGCGACUGUCCCAGAGUGCGGAGAAGGACCUGCUCCGUCUGCUGGCUGAAGUCUGCUUCAUCAAUGCUGAGGCCACCAUACACAAGCUCCGCUCUGAGGGGGGUACAGCUCAACACCCCAGCCGCCCCUCCUGAGGAGAGAGGACUCCGUCUCCCUGAGGACAAUACACAGUGGGCUGUCUACAGAGAUUGGAUCCAGGACUUAUCUGCCUACGCCACCUCCAACUUCCUGCGGGGAGCCGAGCUGGGAGCAGAGAUUCGCGAGGCCUGGGUGGUGGUCAACGCAGCCGUGUACUUAUGGAACUACAACAGCCACCUAGUGGCAGUUGGGGAGCAGCGACGCCUCCUGCCCACCUUCCAGAGAGCCGUGGAGCUGCUGAGACAGACUGGACACGCUGGGGAGCCGGUGCUGUUGGUUAUGCUGUGUGAUGCGGUGGCCCAGGGGCUGAUCCAGCCCUGGUUUGUUUCGGCUGCUGGGCCGGGAACUGGCCAGGGAAGGGAGGACAGCGGAAGCAGGGGGGAGCUGAGGAAGAAAGUAGCCGGGAAGGGAGCCGAGAGGACAGGCAGUAUCCACAGCCUCCCCCUCGACCAUGCGGCCCUCCAGGACAUGCGGAAGGCUCUGGAGCUGUGUGACUAUGCACUGCACCUUUCUAAUGGCAAUGUGCCGGGAGAGAGCGUCCCUAUCGCAGCGAGGAAACAGGUCAUUUCUACGUGGGUGUGGACCAAGAGGCUCCUCCAGCAGCAGAUUGGACAGAAGCUGGACAUUGAUGAUGAGUGUAAGAAUGAGGCAGUGUCAGCCAUGACACGUGUACUGGUAGGAGUGGAAAUGCUGUUAUGCAACAGUCACCCCAGGCAGAUAGAGUUCUCUGUCCCUAGUCUCUCUACGCUGGUCCGCAUGGCGUCAGACUGCAAGUGGAGUGACCCUGUUGUCGAGCUGCAGGUGUGGACACACCUGGCUUGCUUCUCUCACCAUGCUCAGGACCACAACCUGGUCAUGACCUGCAGCCACAAUGCACUGCAGCUGGAGGCCGCUGCAGCUCAGAGGUUGACGGUCAUGGCCUCUGCUCUUUACAGCCAGUCGGCCGUGCAGGAGAUGUUGAGCAAUGCUGCAUGUCUAAGAGGAUUGAGCAUGGUCCACAAGUCAAAUGGACAUCCUCACAGUUACAGAGAAGCCUUGCAGAUGCUCCAGUCCAGUGUCAGCUAUGCGGAGCAGGCAGGUAACUCUGUCCUGUGUAUGGCUACAGCGCGCCACUACUGGAACAACUGCCUGCCCUUGACUGAGACCUCACUGGAGAGACAGCAGCUCCGACAGCCUCUAGAGAAGAUCCUGAAAGCCCUGGUCCACACCAGCAAGAAAGACCCAACUCAGGGGAAAGAGAAGGGAGGGGCUACCCUGACUGGGAUGCCCUCUGUGACCUCAUCGCUGGAAGCCUCAAGCAUGGGGAGCCCUGAGGAUGACCUGACCCUGAGAGCAGCCAUGUACGGCCUGCUGUUCCACAUCCACGCAGACAGCUCAGAUUGGACAGGAGCUCUGACGUUGCUGGAGCAGGCUAUCAGAGACAUGCCCCGCACCAGACACAGGCUGCUCCUGUUCAAGCACCGGGUGCUGGUGAAGGCUCGGCUGGGGGAGAGUGUGGUGAUAGACAUGCAGAAGUUCCGGGAUGAAGGGGAGCUCUACUGCUCCCACAUGUGGCACCGAGUGGCACUGUGUUCUGGGGAGAUGCUACAGCAGUUGGCCUGCUACCAGAAUGCCAUUACUUCUUUACUGAGUGUGAAGAGUCAGUGGCAGAAGGCGGAUUUCCUGUUGGAGUUUGGGGAGUGGCUGUACUGUCAGAACUUUCCCCUUUCUGAUGCCCAGCACCAGAUACAGUGGGCUAUCGACAUCCUCCUGCACAUGAUCACUGACCAGGAAGAGAGCAAUGAGAAGACCGGUUCCAAGGGAAGCAAACUGAAAGAAUUGGAAAGGAGAGAAAAUUCCCAAGGAGAUGAGUCGGGAGAAGGGACAGGGCUGAUACCAGUGAAGGUUCAGUCCCACGUCGGGGUGCAGGGGGUGGUGUCUGGGCCCUGUAUCUCUGACCUCAGGGAGGUGAGGCGUCUGGACAGCCUGGUCAGAGCACACACUCUGCUGGCUGUCAUGGGGGACAGGGCAUCCCCCCAGCACCAACAUAACCUACUUAGGGCCUAUAGCCUAGUGCUGCAGAUCUGGCAGGUGUCCAUGGCAACUGCAUGUGAGGUAAUCAAGGAGAUGAUGAAGAAUCCUCUAGUCCCAACGUCCCGGCCAUGUCCCUCUGCAACAGCCAAAAAAGACAAAGAUAAGGAGAAGGACAAAGGCAAAAAAUCUAAAGAGCCACCCCCUGCUGAGGAGAAGCCCAAAGCCCGGAGGCCACAGGAUGACGUGUUGCCCUCCAGCCCAGAGGAGUGGGCACAGUACGACUGUCCAGAGGAUGUCCGCCAGGCCUUCAGAUAUGACACCAGCCCCCACUGCAUCAACAGACACAGCCUCAGCAAACAGACUCAGAGCUUGUUCUUCCUGGACCUGCUGGUGAAAGAGCUGCAGUCUCUUUGUCUCACCCACCUGACUCUUCCCAUACUGCACCUGGCUGAGGUCAUUGCCCAUGACCUGCUAGACAGAAGGAGCCUCUCUGACCUCUACCGUCUCAGAAUUGUGAGGAGCUGUUCUCAGCUGGAUAUGGAGACGUCUACAGUGUACCACGAGAAGCUCCUGAGCCUGACUGGUAUCCAUGAGCAGGAACAAAUGGAGUGUCGCAAAGCUAUAGCUUUACAAAGAGAGAGAAACCGCCUGUAUAUGGGUUAUAAUGGCAAAACGGACAAUGAGAAGUCUAAGGUUGACCACAUCUGUCUGUCUGGGAAGCAGUGUGGGGAUCUGUUGAGUCAGAAUAUCUGGCUUGAUAAGGCUGAGAUAUGCCUUGGUAUGGGACUGUACCAACCCGCCAGACAGCUAUUGGCAGAGGCCCAUCUGGUGGCUAAGGAGCUGGGAGAUCAGGCUGCAGCAGGGAGGAGUCUGCUCUCUCUUGCCAUCCUGGCCAAUAAGGAACAGAACCACUCUCAGGCCCUGGCACUGCUGGAGAAGGCCCAAGACAUGGGAGGUGAUGAGGACUUCUGGUACAAGCUCACCCUGGCCCUGCUGACAGCUACAGUGACCCAGAGGGGCCAGGAUAUAGACACCAAGACAUAUCAAAUAGUAAAGCAAGGCUGUGGAGCCCUGAAAUCGAUGCUGGAAAAGAGGCAUAACCGAGCUCCCGCGCUCAGGUUCCUGAUCACGUCUCUGGAGAGCAGAGGGGCGGUGGAGUGUCUGCAUGCAGCCAGCCCUGUCGAGCCAGGUGAGGCUCUGUCCACCCAGUCAGUACAGAAUCUCAUGGCUGCCUGUGACACCCUGAGAGAGAGCACCAGUGAGUUCCUCCGAAUGGGCCACAGAGAGCAAGCUGCUGAAGCUCUCCUGGAGCACGCACAGGCAUUGAGGAUAUUGGCUAAACACACUGGCGAUGAGGGAAAACUGCGCCACCUGCUGGAUGCCUACUCCUUCAUGCAGCAGGCCGUCUCUGUACAGGAACAUGUGGUUCUGAACGCACAAAGCCUGUUCCCAUCACAAGAGUGUCAGCCCUUGUCUCUCCCAGCCACAAGGAGGCUGUUGCGGGUCAGACUGGCUCUGGCUGAGCUGUCCUUAACCAUGCUGGAACAGGUGUGUGCUGAGGAGAACAGACUAGCUCUGGCCCAGGACAGGAAAGCCUCUGUGGAGAGGACCGUGGAGGAGUUUGUACGCAUUACACCAGACCCCGGCUCUGUAGAGCAGGAGUGGAUAGCUACAGGGAGGACCCUGGGGCAGGUGGCUUUGAGCCAGCUGGCCACGGUCAACUUCCUGUCCCUUGACUGUGUGGAGACCAGAGCCAGCUCUCUGAGCCUGAUGGGGAAGUGCCUGAGGCUGCUAGCCAUGCAGAGAGACCCGCUCUACCCCUUCACCCUCUGGGAUGGACACAACCUGGAGGAGGACCGGUCAGAGUCUAAAGCCAGCCCUGAGGCGGAGGAGGAGGAGUUAACCGGAGAGAAUGGCCUAGAGUCAAGCAGAACGGAGCCCAGACAGUACGCAGCCAAAUGUGCUGAGUUGCAGAGAAGAAGACGUUCUGCCCGGCAGCUUCUGGCUCAGGCCAGUGAGACUUUAGCACAGGCCAUCAGCCUCUCCCUCCAACACAAACUCCCAAGCUCCAUCCUCUCAGAAGCCUGUCUCAACAUGCUGGAGUGUCACGGCCAGUUUGACCCCUGUGCCACUGGUCAAUACCUGGCCUUGCUCCAGAGCUGCUCCUGCACAGCUAUGAUGACUGACAUUCUAAGAUCUGCUUGCACUGACACUCGUGUGUCUCAGCUCUCUGCGCUACUCAACCUACACAGCAACCUGCUCCCUUCACAGGUGGAGACCCCCACUAGUCUGCUGAAGGGAGUGGAGGACUCACUCAAUGGCCUCUCCAAGACCUACAGCCACCUGACCAUCAACCCAAGUCACCUGAGUCUUCUGGGAGAGCUGCCCUCUAACCUGAAGAUCCUGCUGCUUCAGCACACACAAGACAGGUCAACUCUCUAUGGAGCUUUCUAUGAGAGGAGCAAACUUACAGAGAGUCAGAGAGGGAAGGCCAUGCAGGUUUCUGGUAUGCUGGUCUGUACCAGGGUCGCCAAGGUUGCUGUCCAGCCCAGGGCCCUGCUUGAUCUCCGGGACAGAACACAAGCCUUCAAACGCGAGACCAAACACAACUUCUUGAAAGAGGCGCAUUGGCUUGGCAAUGUGGGCAGGGCGGGGAGCGAGCGUCACGUUCACCUAAAAUCGAACUCAGAAGAGAAAUUGGAAUCUCAUUUCAAAGCCAUUGUACAAGAAAUGGAGGACUAUAUGUGUCCAAUCCUCUCUCAGUUUGACUUCUCAUGCUUCGGGCACCAGACGGCAUCGAUAUCCAUCCCGGAGUGCAUCCGGCCCAAAGACAAGGAGGAGAAAGCAGGCCUAGAUAAAGGUCUAGCGGUGGGGUCUCCUGCAGAGCUUGGGGAGUAUGUCGUGCUCCUGGCUGACUGGAUGCUCAUGGAACUACCUCUGGAAGCGUUGGCAAUCCUGCAAGAAGAGGGGCUGAGCUCUGUAUCUCGUGACUUCUCACUGCAACUCCUCCACACUCGCCUGCAGAGAGAGGAACCAGUUGAAAGUGACAACAAAAAGGAGACCAAAGGUGGAAAGGGAGCCAAGGGGAAGGUAGAUCAAAGCAAAGCCAUCAAAAUGGUGCCGGUCAAUCGUGUCUUGCCCCCCAACACCCUCCCAGUAGACACACACAACAUCAAAUAUAUCAUAGACCCUUACAACGAAGAGGAAUAUGAAGGCAGCAGCCUGACAGAGAGGAUGAAGAGGACUUUGGAGGCAUAUAGCCAGCAAUUCACCCCACUGUGGGAGGGCUUUUGGGGGAGUGAAUGCACUCCCAGUCUCGCAGAGCUGGAGCAGCUGCUGACAAACUGCAGUGCUUUCAUCUUCCAUGGAAUGGAGCGCUUUCUCGCUAACAUCCCACCAUCCAAGCUGGCUGCCCUCAACCUUUCUGAGUGCCAGAUGGCUGUCCUUUUCGACCUCGUCCAGAACAGCGCCAGCAUGCUACGGCAAUCCAAGCUAGAUGUGCAAAAGAGUGAUGGACACCUGGCUCUGGAGAGGCCCCUGGAGACAGCCCUGCUACUCACUCUGAGUGGCGUCCGUUGUGUUCUGCUCAACCAGUGGCACAGCAGCCCCCAGAUGAACAUAAAUAACAUGGACUCCGUCAUGGAGAAUCUCCUGAGGGUAGGCCUGACCUCUGGCCAGACUGUCCAUGCACUGAGGAAGGGAGAAGUCCAGAGCACAGAGAAAGACAUAAACACUGCAGGAUCAGAUGAUUCCAUAGGCCACGAGGAUUCGGUAAAUAGAGAUGGAAAUGCACAUGAUGCUCAACCAAGAUUGGCCACUUCAUCAUCAGCCUUCAAUUGUGUCAUCUAUGGACUGCCUAACUUAGUUAUUACGUGAUCCACUUCAGUCCCUCGCAACAUUCCUUCAAAUUUAAGGAUAUUCGUCAAAUUGUUUUAUUAAAAGAAAACAUCAACACAAUGCCAUCUAAUAACACAGUUAUUCCCAAGGCUGUACAAUUACAAACAGAUCCCAAAAAUGCAUUAGCCAAGAGUAGUCCUCGGUUUCUCUAAGAGACAGUUCACCAUUCGUUGCUUGGCUUCAGUGAAUAAAUAAAUAUCUUGUUUGCCUCCA
Messenger RNA from Oncorhynchus gorbuscha (pink salmon), 6460 nucleotides. Its product is annotated as cilia- and flagella-associated protein 46. The record is from RefSeq and is a predicted model, not a curated record. NCBI's taxonomy places the organism in Eukaryota, Metazoa, Chordata, Actinopteri, Salmoniformes, Salmonidae. The transcript has 46 exons. Gene Ontology annotation, biological process: cilium movement involved in cell motility; axoneme assembly. Gene Ontology annotation, molecular function: protein binding. Bases 176 to 6226 code for a protein of 2016 amino acids.